AUGUCAAAUUUGUCAGAGAUAAUCAACACCCAAAACAAGCUUGAAGAAAGUAUCUCGAAGAGAUUUGAUGAUCUCCAAGCUCAAAUCACUAAUGCCGGGUCCUCAAAAGAUACGGUAGCGAAGGUUGCUGAAGAGCUCCGGAACUUCAGGGAGCUAAUUUUUGGCAUUCUCAGUCUUCUUCCCCAACAAAUAAGUGCACCCAGUAAAGAGCACCACCGACCCGUCUUGGUCAGGUUCACCAGCAUGGACUCUAGAAUGUUUGUUUGGAAGGCUAAAACAAAGCUGAAGGGCUCCCCAAUAGCCCUGAAGGAGUUCUUGACGAGAGUAAGGCAAGCAGUCUUCACCAAAGCUCGUCUUCAUUUCGGAAUGCGCUCUGUCUGGACACAGAGUGGUGUUAUAUUCAUUAAAACUGCUUGCGGGAGUAACUAUAAAGUCACCACAGAAGAAGAGCUGGUCCCUCUCAUCGUCAAGUACCCGAAGUCACUGGGCAAGUCUUCUUCAAAGGAUAACAACUCGGGUAGUAGAUCU
Molecule: messenger RNA, 528 nt
Organism: Iphiclides podalirius (scarce swallowtail)
Lineage: Eukaryota; Metazoa; Arthropoda; Insecta; Lepidoptera; Papilionidae
Source: the annotation of a GenBank genome assembly